CACAGUCAUGAUUUGUUUAAAAGGCAUUGGUUGAGGAGUGCUGUAGGUGUUCUGUUAAACUGGAGUACAUUAAAGCUGAGUAAACUGAAGAAAGGAGGUGUGUUUCACAGCACAUUUCAAGUGUGGCGAUACUGUGCGGAGGAGGUAUGCACCAGCCCAGCACGCAGUGUUCCGAAUAGCAGCAGAAAACAAAGAGAAGCUAUCAAAGAAGUUAUCAAGGGUUUGGAUUCAAAUUGUUCAGGAUGAACUGUAUUCUGCAGUUUUUCUUUUCCCCGCUCCCCACUCCUGCCAUUAUUGGACUCUUCACAUUGGGGGCUGGUGUCCUGUGCUGGCUGAUAACCCGACCCAAACCUGUCAUACCUCCAGUAGACCUUAAUAAGCAGACAGUGGGAAUUAAGGAGGGUGCAAGGAGAAGUGCUCUGCUUAAGGAUGACACACUUAUGUCAUAUUAUUAUGAUGAUGCCAGGACCCUAUAUGAUGGUUUCCAGAGGGGACUACAAGUGUCUGGGAAUGGAUCUUGUUUAGGCUACAGACAACCAAACCAGCCUUACCAGUGGCUGUCAUACAAACAGGUGUCUGACAGAGCUGAACACCUGGGGUCAGGACUGUUACACAGAGGACUGAAAGCAUCGCCUGAGCAACUUGUUGGCAUAUUUGCUCAGAACAGGCCUGAGUGGAUUAUUGCUGAGUACGCCUGUUAUACCUACUCCAUGGUGGUUGUGCCACUGUACGACACACUAGGACCUGAAGCUCUCGUAUUUAUAAUUAACAAAGCUGAUUUAUCAACAGUCAUAUGUGACAAACCGGACAGGGCCCAUGUUCUCCUGAAUAACUGUGAGAAAAACCUCACACCAGUCCUCAACACCAUCAUCCUCAUGGACCCAUUCAAAACUGAGCUCAAGGAAAGAGGGGCAAAGUGUGGAGUUGAAAUCCUGUCUCUGCAGGAAGCUGAGGUUUUGGGCAAAGAACACUGGAGAAAACCAGUUCCGCCUCAACCAGAAGAUCUCAGUGUUGUGUGCUUCACGAGUGGCACCACAGGUGAUCCUAAAGGAGCGAUGUUAACCCAUGAAAAUGUAAUAGCAGAUGCUGCUGCUUUUAUUAAAUGCUUUGAGAGCACAUUUGGCCCGGUGCCUGAAGACAUCUCUAUCUCAUUCCUACCCCUUGCACACAUGUUUGAAAGAGUUGUUCAGACUGUAAUGUACAACAGUGGGGCCAGGGUGGGGUUCUUCCAGGGGGAUAUCCGACUGCUGCCCGAUGACAUGAAAGCCUUGCGUCCUACAGUUUUCCCAGUGGUGCCGCGCCUGCUCAACAGGGUCUAUGACAAGGUUCAAAGUGAAGCCCGGACACCAUUUAAGAAAUGGUUACUGAACUUCGCUGUAGAUAGAAAAUUCUCUGAGGUUAAACAGGGAAUCAGCAGAAAUGACAGCAUUUGGGACAAGCUUAUAUUCCAUAAAGUCCAGGAAACCAUGGGUGGGCGUAUUCGUGUGAUGGUCACUGGGGCAGCUCCGAUCUCUCCAACUGUUCUCAACUUUCUCAGAGCAGCCCUUGGAUGUCCGAUUUUUGAGGCUUAUGGACAGACGGAGUGCACAGCUGGGUGCACCUUUUCCAUGCCUGGGGACUGGACAUCAGGCCAUGUUGGACCACCAGUUACAUGCAACAUAGUAAAACUGGCCGAUGUUGAAGAAAUGAACUAUUUUGCUUCUAAUGGAGAAGGAGAGGUCUGUAUAAAAGGCAAAAAUGUAUUCAUGGGAUAUCUGAAAGACCCAGAGAAAACAGCAGAAGCCCUUGAUGAGACCGGAUGGUUACACACAGGUGAUAUUGGAAAGUGGCUGCCGAGUGGAGCUCUUAAGAUUAUUGACAGAAAGAAGAACAUCUUCAAAUUGGCACAAGGAGAAUACAUUGCUCCUGAAAAGAUUGAGAACGUGUAUGUGAGAAGCGGCCCUGUAGCUCAAGUGUUUGUGCAUGGAGACAGCUUGAAGUCUUGCUUGGUGGGUAUUGUGGUACCUGAUCCAGAGGUGCUUCCAGAUUUUGCUGCCAAAAAAGGAAUUAAAGGAUCUUUGGAAGACCUCUGUAAGAAUGCCGACAUAAAGAAAGCGAUCAAAGAGGAUAUGUUGAAGCUGGGAAAAGAGUCUGGGCUUCAGUCUUUUGAGCAGAUAAAGGACCUAUAUCUUCACCCAGAACAGUUUACCAUUGAAAAUGGACUACUGACCCCAACUCUGAAGGCAAAGAGAGCAGAGCUGACCAAAGUCUUCAAAGAUGAAAUCGACAAGCUCUAUGUAUCACUGCAGUGAAUACUGUACCUGACACAGUGUCAGUUUUGUUCCAUCUGAAGACAUAUGGACUCUUGUGCCUCACUGAUCCACAGAGUGAAAGUAUGUGAAAGAGCUGCACUGUGGACUUCCAAAGGAAGGCUAUUCAAUAGGCUCCGCAUUGUAGCUCAGCGAAAGCUGCGCAAUCAUGCACUGUACAAGAUUUGCAUGUAUACUACGGAUGUGAUAUUUUCACAACAGUUCUAAAGAUGACAACCAUCAGGUGUAUUUGAAAACAUUUUUUUUUCAAUUGUACUCUAGAUUGCAAACAUUAAAUAUACCUGUUCACAACAGUCAGUGUACUACAUCCAGAUGCAGCUGUGAAUGCUAUGAAUUUGAACUGCUAUAAAGAUCCCCAACAACCAAUAUAUGUAUCACAUUUGUAGAGAAUAUUUUUUUUGUAAUACUGUUUAAUAUAUGGAUUGAAAUUAAUAAAAAAAACAAUAAUAAUAA
This is a messenger RNA of Acipenser ruthenus (sterlet), 2762 nucleotides long. RefSeq names its product acyl-CoA synthetase long chain family member 5 (gene acsl5). NCBI's taxonomy places the organism in Eukaryota, Metazoa, Chordata, Actinopteri, Acipenseriformes, Acipenseridae. Gene Ontology annotation, cellular component: membrane; mitochondrion; endoplasmic reticulum. The record is from RefSeq and is a predicted model, not a curated record. Gene Ontology annotation, biological process: long-chain fatty acid metabolic process. Gene Ontology annotation, molecular function: arachidonate-CoA ligase activity. The transcript has 22 exons. The coding region runs from base 243 to 2291 and encodes 682 amino acids.